Cyphellophora europaea CBS 101466 is the source of this 1080-nucleotide messenger RNA. RefSeq lists its product as uncharacterized. The coding region runs from base 1 to 1080 and encodes 359 amino acids. NCBI's taxonomy places the organism in Eukaryota, Fungi, Ascomycota, Eurotiomycetes, Chaetothyriales, Cyphellophoraceae. The transcript has 2 exons. The record is from RefSeq and is a predicted model, not a curated record.
AUGCCCAGGUCUGGUCUCAUCUCCUUUCCCGAUGAUCUCCUAAGCGACGACUCCAGCUUCUACGGUGACGAGGACACAAAGACUCAAUAUGAGGAAGAGCUAAAGCCAUUCAAUCCGCGCGAUUUCUGGGACAUCUACGAGACGAGCUAUCAAUGCUCCAUUAUCCAGGCCAAAGCGGCGGAAGCGUCCGUGCCCCCAACGACGCGCAAGCGCGAAGACGCCGAGGACGAAGAAGUAUCGCUGAAGCCUAACAAGAAGAAAGUGAAGAAGGAAGCAGACAAUGACAAUAAUGUUGGAUCCAAGUCUGCAACAUCUUCAUCAUCCGCGGCACAAUCCGCGACCAAUGCCUUCCACAACGCUUGGGAGGCUCGGCCAGGCGGGAAGAAGACAGCAGAGUCCAUAUCCUCCUUCCUGACUCGCCUGCCGCCGUCCCGUACCACCUCCUCGGAUAUGGGUGACUCGUGGAUCUGGUGUGCAAACCCCUACCGCACAAAGCACGACACCGAGACAGGCACAGAUGCUGAUACGGGUGGCUUUACGCAAGCUGGCCACCACCUCUUGGAAAAAUUCAUGGAGCGCCGUCAGCAACUCGAAGAGCAAAAUCCGGACAAGGUUCCUGGAGCUAUCACCCGGAUGUUAGGACCCGACAAGCAGAAGCUGGAAAAAGACAUUGCUGAGCUGGCACAGAAGCAUCGUCUGACGAGCGGCAAGUGGAUGCUUUUCCCGUCUGACCACGAUGUAGACCGUGUCUGGGGAGUUGUAGCCGAAGCGACCUGGAAUGGCAGGCUCGGAACGGGGUCAAAAGUGGCACCAACGAACAGUGGACAGAAUGAGCAUCUUGUGUGUAUCUAUACGCAAGAUUCUACCGAUAUGAAUGAUGUCAAGUCGGUGCUGGCCGAGAUGAGGCGACUGGGUCUCGUGCAAGACGGACAGAUCGCAAAGACCGUGUAUUACAAGUGCGAUGCGUACACGUAUCUGGAGCUGACCAGCGGCAAUGAGUUCAAGAUCAAAGCCAGCAUGUACAACAGCCGCGACAUGUUCAAGGAAGUGGCCAAGGAGAGGAGCAGGAAUAAAAGGUGA